Drosophila grimshawi is the source of this 1905-nucleotide messenger RNA. It is a transcript of the gene eIF4EHP, whose product is annotated as eukaryotic translation initiation factor 4E type 2. The record is from RefSeq and is a predicted model, not a curated record. Gene Ontology annotation, cellular component: eukaryotic translation initiation factor 4F complex. The transcript has 4 exons. Gene Ontology annotation, biological process: translational initiation. Gene Ontology annotation, molecular function: RNA 7-methylguanosine cap binding; translation initiation factor activity. Lineage: Eukaryota; Metazoa; Arthropoda; Insecta; Diptera; Drosophilidae. The coding region runs from base 605 to 1276 and encodes 223 amino acids.
AAAUUGUACAGCACUGACUUAUUUACGUAGCACGCCGAUAAAAACCAUUAAAAUCAAAAAAGAGCCAAACAUCUUGUCAACAAUUUACCACCUGGACGCAUUCAACUACAAUAACACGCCACGGGACUGAGAACGCAAUCCAGACGCUCCAACGGCGGCCAAUUAGCCAAACGCGAUAAUAUCGUGGUGUGGAAAUCACACACACUCAUAUAUUCACAUACACACACACACGCAUACACGCACACAUACAAACAAACACAACGACACGCAAGAAGCAAGGAGCUGAAUUUAAAAGUACUACAACAACAACAAUUUACGAUUUGGCAACUAGACAGAUAGUACAACAACAAGCCACACACAGACAAAUAAACACAUUCUGCAACGUGCACGCCAACAACAAAAGUACAACAACAACAAGAAACCACACACACACAUACACCAAAAGGCCAGGCCAGCGGAUUAAUCAGCCGACAACAACAAGAGAGAAGCACAGCAGAAAGCGGCUAAAAGCGAGCAACAGCAACAACAACAACAAACCAUAAUAUCCAAAAUUCAGCCGCGCAAUAUUUUGUUACUCGAAAUAGCCGGAGACCAGGAAAUCACUAUGAGCAUGGAGAAGGUGGCAAGCAAACAAUAUGAAUCGAAAAUCUGGCCGGAUCUUGUCGACAGCGAUGACAGCGAUGUGGAGAACGAGAUAGAUGUGGACAAAUUGCCCCCACUGGAUGUGGGGCCGAACGAGAACCGCCUACAGCACACAUAUUGCCUGUGGUUCUCGCGCAAGGGAACGCAACGGGCUGCUAGUGAUUAUAGUAAAUCGCUGCACGUGGUUGGGCGUUGUGCCAGCGUGCAGCAGUGGUGGUCACUCUAUUCGCAUCUCAUUAGGCCAACGUCGCUGAAGCCCUAUCGGGAGUUGAGUCUCUUCAAACAGGGCAUCAAGCCAAUGUGGGAGGAUCCGGCGAAUAGUAAAGGCGGACAAUGGGUAAUACGAUUGCGAAAGAAUAAAAUCGAGCGGGCCUGGGAGAACGUUUGCAUGGCAAUGCUCGGUGAGCAGUUUCUUGUUGGCGAUGAAAUCUGCGGUAUUGUGCUGCAAACAAAGUUUCCGGAGGAUAGCUUAUCAGUAUGGAAUCGGACUGCCACUGAUAUGACCAGUACAACACGUAUCCGUGAUACGUUACGCAGGAUAUUAAAUAUACCUCUAACAACUGCAAUGGAGUAUAAGAUACACUGUGAUAGCCUUAAAUACGUUUCAAUUAAUAAAGGCGCAUUGAAAAGCUGAAAUUCAGUGAAUAACUACAAACACAAAACAAAAACAAUAAGAAAAAAACAAACAGAUGAUUUAGUCACUAGUAAAUGGAGCAACAAUAAUGCAACAACACACACAACAACAUCAGCAAUAACUUCAACCACAACAGCAACAACAUCAACAACAACAUCAACAACAACAUCAACAACAACAACAUCAACAACAACAACAACAAGCACACUAGCAGACACAUAAAUGCGACAGGCACAAACAAAACAAGGACAUCAGGCCCUGAUGAUAAAUACUUUAUUGAUUAUGCUGAUCAGAAUGAGAUUGAUGAUUUGAUGAAGUACCACACAAAGACUACCCCAACUCCCUAGCCCAAAAAACCCAGCAACUAUAAAACCCAACAUUUAAGCGCUAAUCAUACAAAUCUGUGUAUUUUCAACAAAAUUUUACAAAGUCAGUUGUAUAUAUGAAAUGCCAUAAAUACUUUAGUUUGUAUGUAUAAAGUUUUUACAUUCAGUCAUUCCCAAUUAAAACUGCUGAGCCAAACUUAAUCAAAAUUCUAAGCUGCACAUUUUUGGAAAUCAUUGGCAAAAUACAAAUCCAUGUAACAUAGAAUUACUUGCUACACACCUACAAGCCCCUCUCUCCCCCCC